UUUAACAACAACAACAACAACAACAACAAGAACAAGAGGUCUCGAGCCAAUUCGUGCAGCUAAACUCAAGGCGCAACGUGUCGUUGGUGCUUUGCGAAGAAGCGUUGCUGGUUUUAGGUCACCAGCUGCUCGGUGUACAGAUGAUUUCACACCCAUAGGUCCAUGUCGAAUGAAGACAAUCCGAGGACAAGACGUGUCCUCGUCGCGGUUCCGCCCACAGCGGUUUAAAGACAGGCAUCCGCUCCAUCGACCCAUAGAUUCGUGCAUAGAGUUCCUCUACAACGCAUGAAAGAUACCUUGUUGAGCAAAGAGACGUGGAACUCAACGUAAGAGACAAGUGGGACAGCUCUCCUUUGUAUUAUGCUUGUCUCUGUGGUCACGAGGAGCUGGUCCAGUACCUGCUGGCUAACGGCGCCAAGUGCGAGGCCAACACGUUCGACGGCGAGCGCUGCAUGUACGGCUCCCUGAACGAGUCCGUCCGCCGCCUGCUCAAGGACUACAAGUGCAUCAGCGUGCGCGCCAUGCAGCGGGACGACUUCAGCUACUUCCUGCACGCGUUGCUGGAGCAGGGCCCGCACGGCGACGUCAAGUUCCUGGUUCACGGGCGCAUGUUCACGGCCCACCGCUGCGUGCUCAGCGCGCGCUCCGAGUACUUCACCGACAUGUUCGAGACCAAGUGGAAAGGGAAGAGCUCGAUCACCCUCAAACACCCUCUGGUAGAGAGAAAUACCCACACGUGUGUCCGCGGGCUUUGUUGCUUGAUACAGAGGAGGCCGCACGUUGUUUGUUUGUUUGUUUACGUCUCUGUGGGUAAAAGCCGUUUUGUCCCUCAGGUCAACCCUUCGGCCUUUGGAGCCAUCCUGCAAUAUUCCUACACAGGCAGGAUGGACAUUGACAUCAGCCUGGUGGAGGACUGCAGGCGACUGGCCAAACAGUGCAAGAUGGAGCUGCUGAUCGACCAGCUGGAGAAUAAAUGCAAACAGCUCUACGAAUUCGUGUCCCACAAGCCGGGGAUCUGUGUGAAGGUCCUCAGCCUGGAUCCUCACAGCUGCCAGCUGCAGGAGGAGAUGGCCCAGUUGGCGGACUGCGCCCUUCCCAUCGAAUUAAGAGUCGGAUUCGGUGAGCUUCCCUUCAACCGAGUCGACCGCUUCCCUACGUAUCCCGACAUCUGCUUCAGAGUUGAUGGUUUCAACUUCCUGUGCCAUAAGGCGUUUUUCUGCGGGCGCAGCGACUACUUCAAAGCCUUGCUGGAGGACCACUUCAGCGAGGGGGAGCAGCUGCAGACGCAGCCCAGCACGCCGGUGAUCACCCUCCACAACAUCUCCCACGAGAUCUUCACACACGUCAUGUACUACAUCUACACCGAUGACACACAGCUGAUAGCGGAGGUCUCGUUCGACGUGCUGUGCGUGGCCGACAUGUAUCUGCUGCCCGGGCUGAAGCGCCUCUGUGGGAAGACGCUUGCCAAGACCAUAUGCGAGGACAACGUCCUGUACAUGUGGAAGACGGCCAAGCUCUUCCGUCUCUCCCGGCUGGAGGACCAGUGCACGCAGUUCAUGGCGAAGAUCAUCGAGCGGCUGGUGGAGCGGGCCGAGUUCGCCGAGAUCAUCAAAGAGGACGCGGCGUCCGUGGAGGAGCGGCAGGAGACGGACUCCGUCCCGCUGGUGGACGAGAUCCGGUACCACAUCACCGGCAACGUGCAGACCUACAGCGCCAUAGAGGAGGCCAACCAGAAGCUGGAGGCCUUGGAGGAGUUGCUCUGCAGCAUCAACAUUUACUGCUGAAGGGGGUCGAUGAGAGAGAGAAACUCCCGUCCCCGGGGUUUUUCAUUUCAUUUACAGUGUAUUGUACAGAAAUAUAUAUUUUCGGGAGAAUUGGCUCAUUCAGAGAAAGUUGUUACGGUGGAGUCGGCGAUUCUGGAGAAACAUUCUCGGUGUUGGAACUCACAACCCAAACGAACCCUUCGCUUUGAAUUUAGCCGCCCGCUUACUCCCAGUGUCUUUCUCUUUGUUCAUCCUUUAUCCUUUUUUUUUAAUUCAAGUCCUCUUCCCUGUCCGAGCAUGAGCGCCUCCCAGUGGCCGAACGUGAGUAUGAACAACGGCCUCUGACUACAGAGUCCUGGUUUAGAAUCGCCGACUGCACAUGUGAGUUAUUUUUAAAAUGAGACACAUCAAAAAGAGAUUUGGUAUAAAGUGCCAAGUUCUACCAGAUGGGCGUUUUGAGGAAAUUGUGUAUGAUGUAUUUACACACGCAUGGGUUUGUUUUAGGCAUUGUGUGUAGCUGCCAGAAUUUGGACAAGCUGGUUAUUUAGUUAUUUUAAUCUCCUACUUUGGCCCCAACAAAGCCCUUAAACGGACUCCAUAGAUGUCGUUGCUCGUAGAAAGCCAAACUUGUCGCACAAUGAGUGCUGUGCGACUGAUAACUAAAAAAGACAAUCGAGUAUAAAUUCAGGUCAUUACUCCAGAAAAUGUUGUUGGUGUGAACCGUUAUGUUAAGUUGCAUAGAAUGUAGUUUUAUUACGUGUGUCACGUAACUUUUAUUAUGGAAUUGAUCGGACGUGGCGGCUGAACGUCACCACCCAAUCUGCUCCUGUGUGACACUUUAUUCAUUAUUCUUAAAUAUUUUCCCUUUCAUCCCUUUUUAACAUUUCCCUUUAUUUAAACCCUAUGUGGAAAAAACGUAUUACCUUACGUGGAAUAACUCAUUCCCGGCGGCCUUGUACCUCUCUUGCCCAGGGUACGCACACAAAAAUAAAGCUGUGACUGAUGUUUUGCCUGUAAAAUCCACCAUCCAAAAAAAUGUAAACAUAUCUGCUCUUGGUUUUGCCAAUUAAAUGUGGCAUUGCAAGCAGAACUUGA
This is a messenger RNA of Gasterosteus aculeatus aculeatus (three-spined stickleback), 2858 nucleotides long. The record is from RefSeq and is a predicted model, not a curated record. Lineage: Eukaryota; Metazoa; Chordata; Actinopteri; Perciformes; Gasterosteidae.